Molecule: messenger RNA, 1927 nt
Organism: Syngnathoides biaculeatus (alligator pipefish)
Lineage: Eukaryota; Metazoa; Chordata; Actinopteri; Syngnathiformes; Syngnathidae
Product: regulator of G-protein signaling 9-like
Exons: 3
Coding region: 1-651 (216 amino acids)
Source: RefSeq, a predicted model, not a curated record
AUGUUGUUAAUUUGGCUCGUUCCCUCCCAUUUAAACGGCAACAGCUGUCAUCUCUUUAAACUUCCCGCGUUUUUGAUCCCACAGCUAUGCCGCUUCACCACCCCGGUGCCCCACCUGGCUGUGUACUCCGGCCUGACCGAUUCCCCCUUCCCCAACCCCUCGUCCUCCCUCGCCAACCUCGCCCCGUGCCCGUCGCCGGUCAGCGUAGCUCCGGACAGCACCUCCGGCUCCGAGCGGCGGGCGGAAACCGGCGGUGAGGGGGAGCGGGGCGGCGGCGAGGCGGUCCAAGCCCCCGGACAGACUUGCAAGUCCCGGGUGGUGCUGUCCCUUCGGCGGUUGCUGAGGCGAGGCUGCGGCGUGGGCGGGGGCCCCUCCGCCGUUUUCGCCAGCCUCUCGCCCAAGUGCCACGCCGCUGCCGGGGCGGGCGGGCGGAUCCAGCCGAUCAGUCCCGAUGCCUCCAGCCAGGCCCCGCCGAGGAAAACUGGCAACUUUUUUCAGAUCAAGGUCGACAUCCCUCCGGAAUGCCGGAUCUACCCCAUCGAGUCCGAGGACGAGGAGGAGGACAACCGAGGCGCCGCCCACGGAUCUUUGGGGGCCAAGGAGAUCAUCUGCCCCUGGGAGAGCCUCACGGCUCAUAAUGGGACUGGCUAAAAACAAAACAGGUACUGAAAGCUUGUUGUUGUUGUUAUUAUUUUUUAAAUCUUCUUUCCAACAUUCCACCUUAAAUAUGAUCAAAUGUGCCCUGUGACGUCUGCUCUUUGAACGUCUGAAAAAUUGUAGCGCUCCCAGUCCAACCUCAACUCCGAGUAGCCCCCCCCAAAUGGAGCCUUAUAGAUUAUUAAAUGCCUUAUUUAUUUUUUUUUUGCCUUACACCGACUAAUAAUGUCAGUAAAAAAAGAAAAAAAAAGACAAAAACAUAUUUAAUGAGAGGAAUACAAUUAUCAAAUGCCAAAGACAACUUUUGGACUGAGCCCUUUGCUUUUAAGUUUGUGUUUUGAAUGUAUUUCCUGUCCAAUGUGAAUGUUUAUAUUUUGUGAGUUUUUACUUUGAUUUGAAUUGAGACGAUUGAAUGAAGUGAAUACAAAAAUGAAAGUCAUUUUUGUGGGGCCUUUGGAUUGUUAUAAGAACUAAAAUAAUGUGAAUUUACAGUGUUCCCCUGUCAUAUUGUGUUUAUUGUUCUGGCCCGCCUCUACAUGACCAAAUCUUGAGCGAUCGUUUUUUAAUUUUUUUUAAAUGGGAUAUUACUGAGGUGACGCGGUGGAUCAGCUGGUAAAGCGUUGGCCUCACAGUUCUGAGGUCCCAGGUUCAAUCCCCCGACACGCCUGUGUGGAGUUUGCAUGUUCUCGCCGUGCCUGCGUGGGUUUUCUACGGGCACUCCGGUUUCCUCCCGCAUCGCAAACAACAUGCAAUAUUAAUUGGACACAUUAAAAAUUGCCCCUAGGUGUAAUUGUGAGUGCGGCUGUUUGUCUCCAUGUGCCCUACGAUUGGCUGGCAACCAGUUCACGGUGUACCCCGCCUCCUGCCUGUUGACAGCUGGGAUAGGCUCCAGCACACCGCGCGACCCUCGUGAGGAUAAGCGGCAAAGAAAAUUGAUGGAUGGAUAUUUCAGUAUUCUUCAAUUAAUAUUAGCGGAGCCACCGUUCCUGAUAUGCUUUUCCGUGUUUGAAAUCAGUAAAAGAGAAACACACUCGCUGCUGUCGCCCACAGCCCUCCCCACACACUCACGCGCAAACUUGCCGACGUCAUAAGCCAGCAUGCCCCGCCUCUUAAAGGCACGUGCAUAUAUCAAAUAAUAAACUAUAUUUACAGUAUUACCCUACAAGAUAAUUUUUUUAAUGUAAAAUAAAUGGGGGUUCACAAUACAUGCAGCGCGGAGAGGGAUUCUUGUGCACGUCGUGAAGUCAUUUUAGCAAAAUCCAGUUUUGUA